UUUUGUGAGCCUUUGCUUUUUUCUUUGUCAAAAAGGAAAAAAAAAAAUGCAUCCUCCAGAAACCACCACCAAGAUGUCUUCAGUUCGGUUCAUGGUGACACCAACAAAGAUUGAUGACAUCCCGGGUUUGUCAGACACCAGCCCGGACCUCAGCUCUCGAUCUAGUUCCCGAGUGAGAUUUAGUUCCCGAGAAAGUGUGCCAGAGACAAGCCGUAGUGAGCCUAUGAGUGAACUGUCUGGGGCCACCACUUCUCUGGCUACUGUUGCCCUAGAUCCUUCCAGUGACCGGACUUCUAACCCCCAGGAAGUUACCGAGGACCCGAAUCAGAACUCCGUCACAGGGGAGCACAGCCAGCUGUUAGAUGAUGGACAUAAGAAAGCUCGAAAUGCUUAUCUCAAUAAUUCCAACUAUGAAGAAGGAGACGAGUAUUUUGAUAAAAAUCUGGCACUCUUUGAGGAAGAAAUGGACACUAGGCCAAAGGUGUCUUCUCUCCUCAACCGCAUGGCCAACUAUACUAAUCUGACACAGGGAGCAAAAGAACAUGAAGAGGCAGAGAACAUCACCGAAGGGAAAAAGAAGCCUACCAAGAGCCCCCAAAUGGGUACUUUCAUGGGUGUCUACCUCCCAUGUCUACAAAAUAUUUUUGGAGUGAUCCUCUUUCUGCGUCUUACCUGGGUAGUGGGCACAGCCGGAGUCCUUCAGGCCUUUGCAAUUGUCCUUAUCUGCUGCUGCUGUACAAUGUUGACUGCGAUCUCCAUGAGUGCCAUUGCCACUAAUGGAGUGGUACCAGCCGGCGGCUCAUACUUCAUGAUUUCCCGGGCCCUGGGCCCAGAGUUUGGUGGGGCUGUUGGCCUCUGCUUUUAUCUUGGCACCACAUUUGCAGCAGCCAUGUAUAUUCUUGGUGCCAUUGAAAUUUUUCUGGUGUAUAUUGUUCCCCGAGCUGCCAUUUUUCGAAGUGAUGAUGUGCUCAAGGAGUCAGCAGCCAUGCUCAAUAACAUGCGUGUGUAUGGCACAGCCUUUUUGGUCCUCAUGGUCUUGGUGGUAUUCAUUGGCGUACGCUACGUGAAUAAGUUUGCCUCACUUUUCCUGGCCUGUGUAAUUGUGUCCAUCUUGGCUAUCUACGCUGGUGCCAUCAAGUCUUCCUUUGCUCCACCACACUUCCCGGUCUGUAUGCUGGGCAACCGCACCCUGUCAUCAAGACACAUUGAUGUUUGCUCUAAAACCAAGGAAGUUAACAACAUGACAGUGCCAUCAAAGUUAUGGGGAUUCUUCUGUAACUCAAGCCAGUUUUUUAAUGCCACCUGUGAUGAGUACUUUGUUCACAAUAAUGUCACCUCAAUCCAAGGCAUUCCUGGGCUGGCUAGUGGCAUCAUUACUGAAAACCUUUGGAGUAAUUAUUUACCAAAGGGUGAGAUUAUUGAAAAGCCAUCAGCCAAGUCAUCUGAUGUCGUGGGCAACUUAAACCAUGAGUAUGUCCUCGUUGACAUCACCACCUCCUUCACUCUCCUGGUGGGGAUCUUCUUUCCUUCUGUCACAGGUAUCAUGGCUGGGUCAAACAGAUCCGGAGAUCUGAAAGAUGCUCAGAAGUCCAUUCCCAUUGGAACCGUCCUUGCCAUCCUGACCACAUCCUUCGUGUAUUUAAGCAAUGUUGUCCUUUUCGGUGCAUGUAUUGAAGGAGUUGUUCUCAGAGACAAAUUUGGGGAUGCUGUGAAAGGUAAUUUGGUUGUAGGCACCUUAUCCUGGCCAUCCCCGUGGGUGAUUGUUAUUGGCUCGUUCUUUUCAACAUGUGGGGCUGGACUUCAGAGCCUCACAGGUGCACCGAGGCUGCUACAGGCUAUUGCCAAGGAUAAUAUCAUACCUUUCCUUAGGGUUUUUGGUCACAGCAAAGCCAAUGGAGAACCUACCUGGGCCUUACUUCUAACUGCUGCCAUAGCAGAGCUGGGAAUUCUCAUCGCUUCCCUGGAUCUCGUGGCCCCAAUUCUUUCCAUGUUUUUUCUCAUGUGUUACCUCUUUGUGAACUUGGCAUGUGCCUUGCAAACAUUACUCCGAACCCCUAACUGGAGGCCCCGAUUCCGUUACUACCACUGGGCCCUCUCUUUCAUGGGAAUGAGUAUCUGUCUAGCUCUGAUGUUCAUUUCUUCCUGGUAUUACGCUAUUGUAGCUAUGGUGAUAGCUGGCAUGAUCUACAAGUACAUUGAGUACCAGGGGGCUGAGAAAGAAUGGGGUGAUGGUAUCCGCGGGCUGUCGCUCAGUGCAGCUCGCUUUGCUUUGCUCCGCCUAGAGGAAGGACCUCCUCACACUAAGAACUGGAGGCCUCAGUUGCUUGUACUGCUGAAGCUGGAUGAAGACUUACACGUCAAGCACCCCCGCCUCCUCACCUUUGCCUCACAGCUCAAGGCAGGAAAGGGACUCACUAUUGUGGGCUCUGUCAUUGUGGGGAACUUCCUGGAGAACUACGGUGAAGCUCUAGCCGCGGAGCAGACCAUUAAGCACCUAAUGGAGGCAGAAAAGGUGAAAGGAUUCUGCCAGCUGGUGGUGGCUGCCAAGCUGAAGGAGGGCAUGUCACACCUCAUCCAGUCCUGUGGCCUUGGGGGCAUGAAGCACAACACAGUGGCGAUGGGCUGGCCCAGUGGCUGGCGCCAGAGUGAAGACUCUCGUGCCUGGAAGACCUUCAUUGGCACAGUUCGAGUGACAACUGCUGCCCAUCUAGCCCUGCUGGUGGCUAAAAAUGUCUCCUUCUUUCCCAGCAACGUGGAACAAUUUUCUGAGGGCAACAUUGAUGUGUGGUGGAUUGUGCAUGAUGGGGGCAUGCUCAUGCUAUUACCAUUUCUACUGAAACAGCACAAGGUAUGGCGAAAAUGCAGCAUACGGAUCUUCACAGUAGCCCAACUAGAAGACAACAGUAUCCAGAUGAAGAAGGACCUGGCCACCUUCCUGUACCAUCUGCGCAUUGAGGCAGAAGUGGAAGUGGUAGAGAUGCAUGACAGUGACAUAUCUGCCUAUACAUAUGAGCGCACCCUGAUGAUGGAGCAGAGAUCCCAGAUGCUCCGGCACAUGCGGCUAUCCAAAACAGAACGAGACAGAGAGGCACAACUGGUGAAAGAUCGAAACUCAAUGCUACGCUUAACUAGCAUUGGCUCUGAUGAGGAUGAAGAAACAGAAACAUACCAGGAAAAGGUGCACAUGACUUGGACCAAGGAUAAAUACAUGGCAUCCCGGGGGCAAAAGGUCAAGUCAAUAGAAGGAUUCCAGGACCUACUUAAUAUGCGUCCGGACCAGUCCAAUGUGAGAAGGAUGCAUACAGCAGUGAAGCUCAAUGAAGUUAUAGUUAACAAGUCCCAUGAAGCAAAGCUGGUUUUGUUGAAUAUGCCAGGACCACCCCGAAACCCUGAAGGUGAUGAAAAUUACAUGGAAUUCCUAGAAGUACUCACGGAGGGACUAGAGCGAGUCCUCCUCGUCCGGGGUGGUGGCAGUGAAGUGAUCACCAUUUACUCAUAAUCAGCUUAUGGAAGAUUGUUUGGUCUUACUGUCCCUAGAAGACUCAUUGUCCAUGGAGAUGACAGCUCUUUCCUACAACUCCCACUCUAUUCUUGCGGAGCUGAGCCCCAACUAUGCUCUUGGCUGCAACAUGACCUGCCAUCCCAGCAGAAGCAAAUACUCCCUCAACAUCAGAAUGGUCAAGUCCUAAAAACUAUUUCUAUAGCAGGAGAAGGCAAGUCAAAAUUAACAAGCUAAGCCUAAGGGAACCUUUUGGCACACUGAAGGUAGUAAAACAUAUGCUAGAAAUUUAACUAAAACCAGAAAGCAAGUUCAUUUCCAACAUUCAGGAUGUAUCUCAGAAGACACAGUUCAGUGAUGGCACCAGAGAGGUAGCGGGCAGCCUACCUCAACUUAGUUUAAAAAAAAAAAAAAAACGACCAAGUAAAUGUUACCAUUGUGGAGACAGCCUGUGGCAAGCCAAGAUGGAAACUUAAAAUAUGAAUAUACAGAACCUGAAACAUAGCUGCAGCCUCUACUUCUUCCUUAAAGAUCAGAUUCCCCCAAUACCAAGUUUUAUUGUCUGGACUGUGCCACUAUAUAUUUUAACUGUCUUUCUUUUUUAAAAAGUUCUGUGGUUAUAAUGCAGACAGUGUUACUAUAGAGAUGUUUAUUGACAGGUAAAAAUGUUCUUCAGGUUUUCAAAUGGAACUAAGGGGAUUCCAAAGAGUACCUAUUAAAAUGUACAUAAACACAGUCUGUGGUUAGCUAUGCAACACAAAGCACACAAGUUAUUAUCUAAGAUAUGUAGGUUGUUAUGUAGGUGAACCAGGAGGGUCUUGUCUAUUACUCUUAGUAGGCACUGGUCUAAAAACAAAACAAAAUAAGGCAUAAGGAAGAGACACUAGGGCCGUGUGCUGUCACCUCUGAGGCUCCAGGUUUUAGAGGGGUUCAGCAGUGGAACUGGGCGUGUGAGAGCCAUUCCCUUUCCCAUACCCUUUCCACUGUGCCAAAAUCAUCUGCCUACAGUGGCAGACAGGUUUCCAUAGCCUGACAAAAGAAAUCAAUCUGUGACCUCCUCACCAAAGCCAUAGUGAAGACCUGAGGCGCUCACCUCCAUGCUCAGCUGAGCUUUUCCCCUUUCAAUAUUCUUCACUCUGGCUCCAGAAACUUGGCACUGAACCAAGUGGUCUGAGCCAAUGAUCUACUCUGUUGGUUUUGUUUUCAAAAAAGCUUUAAACGUGCCAAGGAAAUAAUUGUGUAAGCUCAGCUUCUUACUUUUCUAAGUUAUUGAUCAUGAACACCUGGCUUACCAGCUUAGGAAACUUUUGUGGCUGAGCAGUAUUUUCAAGUAUAUGAAAAGUUCAUAUCCUUUUCAGGAUAGUUAUUUAAGAAACUGUCUUCUUGCGCACAUUUGUGGCUGCUUUUAAAUUAACCUUUAUUGAUGGUAAACUGUCACUCUCCAUUACCCUGUAAAACAUGAGAUACCCAGAAUUCAGUCUAAGACACAAGAAAACCUUCAAAUAAUGGCUUAAGAAGCUGAGUGUCAUAUGACUUGUUCACCCUCCUAGGCCCAUUCAAGGUAGCAGAGGAUCCAGAAUCUUUUCCUAUUCCUCCUGCAGAGGGUAGAAACCAUUUUCUGUCCCCUUCUCAACACUCCAUUGCAUACUUGAGUAUAGAUGACUGUACUCUAGUAGAGUACAGUCAUCUAUACUCAAGUAGAGGGUUCCAAGGCAUUAACUGCCCAUUCUGUAAAAGCCAUCCUGCCCAGGAACUGCCUAACAUACCUAUCCCUGACCAAAGUGAUUCAUACUUUUUCCAUAUCAAAUACAGGCAGAGAAUAGGAUUACUUUUAGAAAGGCUGCAUAUGGUUAGAGCUACAUAACAAUCUUUUAAAGGGUAAGAGAAUUAGUGGCUAUUAAUAUAGCUAUUAUUUGAGUCGUCAAAACACAAAAUCACUGUUACAUGGAAAAAUGGUUAUUAGGCCAGAUUUAUACUCAUCUUUGUCGAGAGCAUUUCAUGUUUAUGUGUUGCUUAUGUUGUCUGUCUGCAAAGUGUCUUAUCUCUUUUAAUCACUGCAAAUAAAGCAAUACUGAAAACUUGAGAGAAAAUGCACCUUAGGGGAAGGGGCCAAAUGUUUCAAGAAGGAAGAGAAAGACCUUCUCCUGCCUUCUUAUAAGACCCAGCUUUUGUGUCUUACGUAUGAGUUUAGAAAGGCAGGCUGUAACAUUCAUUCUCCUCCUCAGCCUUCCAUAGCUACCUUAAAAGCUGGAGUUUGAACUGUAGGGUCUGCUUGACAGGUGCCACUUCCUCGUGCCCGAGGAAAAGUCACUGCUGUUCAUCUUCCUUUGCUUCCUUUUUUUGUGGCCCCAAGGAUUCCCCCAAUCCUCAUUCCCCCUAAAUGUUAAAAAAAAAAAAAAAAGUUCCUUAUUGUGGAUAUUAGAGUAAGUUACACUGUAAGCAUAUUUACACGCUUUUUUUUUUUUCCUGGUUUAUUUUUCUUUUCAUCAUGUAUAAUUUGAAUCCAGCAUUAGUUUCUCACAGCUUCCAAAAAA
This is a messenger RNA of Psammomys obesus (fat sand rat), 6033 nucleotides long. It is a transcript of the gene Slc12a6, whose product is annotated as solute carrier family 12 member 6. Gene Ontology annotation, biological process: chloride transmembrane transport; potassium ion import across plasma membrane; chloride ion homeostasis. Gene Ontology annotation, cellular component: membrane. Bases 47 to 3499 code for a protein of 1150 amino acids. The transcript is spliced from 25 exons. Gene Ontology annotation, molecular function: potassium:chloride symporter activity. NCBI's taxonomy places the organism in Eukaryota, Metazoa, Chordata, Mammalia, Rodentia, Muridae. The record is from RefSeq and is a predicted model, not a curated record.